AUGCUUUCUGAGCUGCGUUUUCAAGAUCUGGGCGAUUCACUUCCGCAGACAUACAAUGGGGAGGUGACGUCGGUGCUGACCACCGAUAGCCCAUUUGCGGAAGCCGUUUCGACCUCUGCGAUCAAACAAAAUGAUGUCUGGAGCGGCAACAUGUUCUCUCUUCCCGACCUGGGCACCGACCUGCAAAGCGAACUCAAUUUGCACAACCUCGACAAAAGCAACACUAACAACAACAACGGCGAUUUUCAAGCUGCUCCCUCCCAUACCUCAAUCUUGAUGCAAAUGACGUCCAAAGAUGAGCAACUGACAAGCCUAACAACGGACUCUAAAACAACCAUUGCACCCACACCAAGCAUGCAUCAUUUCUCUACUGCCUCCGCUGCCGCGCUGUCGAACAUGUCCUCCGCAAAAAAUAGCACCCCAACCCCUCCCGUGGCGUGUCCCAUGGUAUAUACUCCACAGACCACUCAACUCAGCAUAUCCUCGCUUAUGUCUGUCGGGAACACGACGAUGCCGCCUAAUGGCAACACAAAUACUAACUGUGUGGCAUACCAGCAGGCGUCUUCAGUUGCAGCAGUGCCAAAUAAUCUUCCCGCCUUUUUUACAGCUGCUCAAAACGGCGGUAAUGUCAUGAUGUUUGCGCCAGGUAGCUCACCGCAAACUUUGUGCAUUCCCACCACAGGACCCGCCAUGAUCCCUUACUACGUGUUUGCACCACCGCAGCAUGGAUUUGACGUGAACGCGACAAUGACGUGCUCUUCGUUGCCUACAGCGCCUCAACAAAUGACACCAGUAAUGUGCGGCGCAUGGCCUCCAAAUGCAAAUUCCGUGGUAGGGACUAGAACGCCAACCCCGGUCAACAUGCCUUCGAAUACACCUGGUAUGCCGUCGCCAUUUGAAGCAACAAUCAACGCUGCUGCUCCUCACUCUAUUCCGCUUGGCUUUGCGGCGGCAGAGGGAAACCAGCGCUCUCCAAGUAUCUCUUCACUUGUUCAGACUGGCGGUGAAGGCUCCGGUGCCUCAAAGGCUUCUUUAAGGGGCAACCCGCCAAGUUACGAUUCAAUUCGACUUCAGCUGGCAAAGCGUCGCCAGCCACCGGGACGGCAGCGCUCUGGCACAAACGUUCAUGGAAGCCUUCAAGGGAUUUGUGCUUACUACUCUUACAAUCUUUCUGCAGCACUCAAGCAAUACGAGCAACCUGAUUCCCAUGUCGCAAAGACUGUAGAGCAGGUUCUGCCCGUGUUUAUUCAAAUGUUUCCUUGUGAAUUGAGGGAUCGCACCAUUAUUGUCCUAAAUCGCGUGGUUGAGGCAACAUGUGGUCCUGACAUUGCCACUGUAGUGGCUAUUGAGCCGCGCUCCGAGACGUCGUUUAUCACGCUUAUUCGCACAAAUAAUGUUUGGCAGCUGAUCCACAAACUGCGUUGUCGUGUGCUGAUGGACCGUCAUGGUUUUUGGUACGCCGAGAACAUGGAACAGUACUUGCGGCUCAAGGAAUAUUGCGAGAGUGUGAGACGGCUGCCGCAGCAGAUGCGCCACUUCCAGACUGACGGGUUGCCGUGCAUGCCGCUGGUGGUGGAGCUCUCGCGAAGUGUGAACGCGGCGUCCGUGACGUCUCCCCCUGCCCCUGCCGCCGUUUGA
Trypanosoma rangeli is the source of this 1638-nucleotide messenger RNA. RefSeq lists its product as uncharacterized. The coding region runs from base 1 to 1638 and encodes 545 amino acids. The record is from RefSeq and is a predicted model, not a curated record. The transcript has a single exon. NCBI's taxonomy places the organism in Eukaryota, Euglenozoa, Kinetoplastea, Trypanosomatida, Trypanosomatidae.